CCCCGCGGUGCGGUCGGUGCCCGGCGUCCCCUGGAGCCGCGAUGGCGGAGCCGGGGCGGGCGCAGCGGAAGCUGUCGCGGGUCGGGGAGAGCCUGUACCGCGUGCUGGGCCUGGAGAAGGGCAGCUCCCCCGAGGAGAUCAAGAAGGCCUACCGGAGGCUGGCGCUGCGCUACCACCCCGACAAGAACCCCGACGACCCGGCGGCGGCCGAGCGCUUCAAGGAGAUCAACAGCGCCCACGCCACGCUGAGCGACGAGGACAAGCGGCGGCUCUACGACCAGUACGGCUCCCUGGGGCUCUACGUGGCCGAGCAGUUCGGCGACGAUGCCGUGCGGCACUACUUCCUCAUGUCCAAGUGGUGGUUCCAGGCUCUGGCCCUCUGCUGCGGCGCGCUCACCUGCUGCUGCUGCUGCUGCUGCUGCUUCUUCUGCUGCGGGACGUGCUGCCCGCCCAAGGAGGACGACUCCUACAAGUACGUCGACCCCAAGGACCUGGAGGCACAGAUGGGCGCGGAGGACAGCGAUCCACAGAUGCCAGUUGUGGCGCAGCCCCCACCCGCCAGCGCACAGCCCCUGCCGUCUGUCAGCACCAAGACCGAGGCGUGAGGCUGGCCUCCAUCCUGCCAGCUUCCCGAGGACUCCGGACAGGGAUCCUACUUUGGGACUGUCACUUUCCAGGACCCCAGUUAGGCCACCUAGGGCAGCUCUUCAGCGUCAAGGUGGCUAGAAUCUCAGGUUAAAUUGGCCAGCAUCACUGCAGAGGUUUUUCUGCCCCUGCUUGAGCGCCAGGGCAAUGCCCCUGUCUCCCAGCACUGGUGACGGAGGCGACCCAGAGCCCUAGCUGCUGCACCCCAUCCGCAGUGCCUCAUCUGCUGCAGUGUUCCCAGCAGCCUGCCCAAGAAAUCACGCAUGGAGACCUCUUUGGGCCAGGCUCGACACUGCAAGAAGUAGCUGUGUCUGAGACCGUUAGCACUGUAACCUCUGGGGCUGGGCUCAGCCCGUUACCUGCCCUCACGGGGGCUCUCCUGAUGGGUGCUGGGUGCCAAAUGCUGCUCGUGGGGUUGGGGUGCUGCCUGCUGUACCCCCUUCCUCUCUGCCCUGCCAUGGCUCCGGGGCGCUGGCUGCACCCCACUCCUGCUGCUAGCAGGCUCCCUGCAGGGCUGGGCCCCGUACAGGCACUUUCCUUGGGUUUUAAUAGAUUUUAUGGGCACUAUUAAAGGACUUUAAAGGAUGACAGAA
Oxyura jamaicensis (ruddy duck) is the source of this 1238-nucleotide messenger RNA. It is a transcript of the gene DNAJC5G, whose product is annotated as DnaJ heat shock protein family (Hsp40) member C5 gamma. The transcript is spliced from 4 exons. The record is from RefSeq and is a predicted model, not a curated record. Lineage: Eukaryota; Metazoa; Chordata; Aves; Anseriformes; Anatidae. The coding region runs from base 42 to 605 and encodes 187 amino acids.